AUGCCGGAACAUUCUAGUAAUAUGCGAUUCUGUAUCCGUUUGAUAGCGUUUGUUUUGAGUGUGCUAACAACAAUUGCUGAUCCUGUUCCUGAGCCAGAUCCAGCUAGAUUAUUGGGAAAGUAUUUGGUGUCUUAUCACCCAUCGGAUGGAGAAUAUCAUUUGACGAAACAACCACUAGAUUUAAGAAACAUCGCCAACAACGAUGACUACUAUUCGGAUACAUUGGUCAAUCAGGGAGACAGUCAAGCAUCUUCGUCCGGCUCUAGAUACAUGGCCAGCUACACAACUUCGAUUAAACAUGGUAACAAGUUUGGCAACUUAGGUUCUGAAAUGUCUUUCGAAGAUGGUGAUGAUAGACACACCUACACUAGUAGUUACAAGAGAAAGCCAAUUAUUCCGAUUCUACAUUCGUACAGCAUUAUCCAUUCACCGAAUCAGAAUGUAGUUUCAAAAGAUCAUGAUGAUUACAAUAAUGAUAUCGAUGAUGACGAGGACGACUACAUUCAAACUAGCUUCACACCACCGAAAGUGAUACACACGAAGGCAAAGACUGUUCCCAUAAGUCAGCACAUCGAGGUCGAAACCCCAGUUCCAGUGCCGUAUGUUAAAAAGAUACAUGUCCCCGUCCCGAAGGGGGUAAAAAUUCAGAUUCCCCACCCAGUGCUAGUUCCUGUUCCGCAGCCAUAUCCUGUUCACGUUCCUGUAUCGCAACCAGUAGCGGUACCAGUGAUUAGGGAAAUCACCAUUCCGAUUGAAAAGAUCGUCCCUUACCCGGUGGAGAAGAAGGUUCCAGUUCCCAUCGAGAAACCGGUUCCUUAUCCGGUGGAGAAGCACAUUCCGGUACACAUCCCGCAGCCGUACCCGGUCAAGGUGCCCGUCGUUAAAACUAUCGUUCACAAGUUAAAACCGCCACGUACCGUUGGCGUUGGAAGCGUUACUUUCUGA
Sabethes cyaneus is the source of this 945-nucleotide messenger RNA. Its product is annotated as mantle protein-like. The transcript is spliced from 2 exons. Lineage: Eukaryota; Metazoa; Arthropoda; Insecta; Diptera; Culicidae. The coding region runs from base 1 to 945 and encodes 314 amino acids. The record is from RefSeq and is a predicted model, not a curated record.